AUGGCUUCCGCUGGUGCUGGAGAGUGGAGCCGGAGCAACGGCGAGGCUGAGUGGGAAACGAGCGGCGGCGGCGACGACGACGGCUCAGGCUACGACUCCGACUCCGACGGCGACAGCACAUAUAGCCUGGAUUCCAACCCUGAGGUGGAAAACAUUCCCCACGCCGACACCAGCAGGGAGCCGGAGAACACGUGGGCAGAUGACGACGUAACAAGACCCUAUCGUCAGCCGUGGUUGUGGGUCCGCGAGUGGCAACGGCACGAAGCCGAGGCAUCGCGAAAGCAAAUCCAGGCGUUCUGCGCGGAGAUCCUCGCCAAAACGGGGGAGCAGCAGAAGAACGACCCCGUCCGGGCGCCGCAGCAGGAUCUGGCGACCGAGGUGGCCGUGAUGACGGUGCGGCUCGCGUCCAUGAAGAAGCGCACGGCGGGCGACGUGAUCCGCGAGUUCACGAGGCUCAAGUCGCUGUUCCCGGAGGAGUCGUACAAGGCGAAAUUCUUCCUCGCGGGCACCGCGGGCCGGAUCGUGGCGCCGCUGCUCCACCCCGUGUUCCAGACGUGGAAGCCGCUCAGGGACCCCGCCCUCUGGCUGGACGUCGCCGGCCCCCUGAAGAACGUACUGGAAGUCGACGGGCCACGCUUGUCGCCGUACGCCAGGCUGAUAGACGACACCGUGGUUCCGGCUGUCCAGGCGUCCGAGUGGAAGUACACGGACCCGGACCAGAUGCUCCGGUUCCUGACGGCGUGGAAGGACGCUCUGCCUCAGCCCGCCGUGCGAGGGAUCCUGGAGAAGAUCGUCAUGCCGGAGCUGGCCGACGCGGUGGCGUCGUGGGACCCGCGGUGCGCGUGGAACGCCAAUCUCCACAUCUUCCUGCAGCCGUGGGUGCCGCUCGCCGGCCCCUUGCUAGAGAGCCGCCUGUACGACGCCGUGAGGCAGAAGCUCGAGAAGGGGGUGUGGGAUUGGGACGACACGACUGUCGACGCCUUGGUCGCCAACCGCAGGAUGUUGUCGCCGUGGAAGGCGCUGUUUACCCCGGAGAGCUGGGAGCUGCUUCUGGGCCGGAUCAAGGUGGCGCCGAACCUGAGGCUGCGCCUGCGGAGGGUCGAGAUCACGCUCACGCCGCCGAAGCAGAAGGACGACGCGUUCCUCCAGGUGAUGAAGUGGGCACCCUUCGUGCCGCCGCAGGGCGUGGUGUGGCUCCUGGAGGCGGAGUUCUUCGGAAGGUGGCUUGGAGCGCUGCGCGGGCUACGGGCUGCCUCGGGACCCAGCACUGGCGAGGCCGUCGCGUGGUGCAAAGGGUGGAAACGGCUCUUCACGGUAGAGUUGCUCGCCGAUGAGCUCGUGAAGGCGCGUUUCCAGGCCGGCUUCGACAUGGUCAGCCGUGCGGCGGCGGGGCUGGAGAUUUAG
Messenger RNA from Brachypodium distachyon (stiff brome), 1404 nucleotides. RefSeq names its product septin and tuftelin-interacting protein 1 homolog 1. The transcript has a single exon. NCBI's taxonomy places the organism in Eukaryota, Viridiplantae, Streptophyta, Magnoliopsida, Poales, Poaceae. Gene Ontology annotation, cellular component: U2-type post-mRNA release spliceosomal complex. Gene Ontology annotation, biological process: spliceosomal complex disassembly. Bases 1 to 1404 code for a protein of 467 amino acids. The record is from RefSeq and is a predicted model, not a curated record.